AUGCAAACUUGUUCCCUGUCGCUUUCAUUUUCCUCCAAACGUUUAAAUACUUUUGAGGUGUACACCCUCCACAUGUUCCUGCUCCUGCAGAACCAGCUCAUCCGUCUGAGGGAGCCGACUGGCUGCGCCUCCGCCUGCAUCGUCACCACUCCCCUCAUCCCUCCCACCAGGUUUUCCUGCUUUCACGCACCACUACAAACCUUCAGAUGCCAGCUUUCACGCAGACUGUGGGUUUUCUCGCAGGGACUCCACGCCUGCCACUGCAGCAUGUGGCGGGCAGCGCUGCUGUGGUGCCAGCUUUGGGCUGUCGCUCAGCCUCUCCUGGCUGAAGGCUCACCCACUGCCGUCGCCCCUCAGGACUGCAGUCUGGAAUGCAUCAGUCAGGGAGGACCUGCGUGUGAAUACUGCAGAGUAACCAAAGACGACAUCAAUAAGGCUCUGGGUUUUAACUCCAUCCAAGCGUUUGGAGGUUGUAUUCCAUGGCCAUGCUUUCAGCUCCUCGGAGCUGAAGACCCCCAAAUCUGUCAGCAUUACGUUCACGCACCAACUGACGUAAAAGUUGAGUUUGUGCAUGAUCCAAACCCCAACUCUGACACCAUCGUCAUCUACUGGAAGCCCAGUCGCUACGGAAUCUCAUUCUUGAGAGGUUUUCAAGUUUCUCUCCAGGCUUUGGGAGGGUUCGGCGUUUCCUGCCAGCUGUUGCUUUUCCACCGUAAUGUCUCCUUAUCAGCCUCAGGAGCUCAAACGGUGUAUAAGUCAGACCCGUUCACCGGACUCUCCCUGGGCUCCCAGUAUGCCGUGACUGUCAUGGCUCUGCCAGUUCCUGAGAAGUGGGAGAAGUUCUACCACAGCGAGCACUUUUCCACCCGCACUUGUGCAGAGAAAAAUGGUCUUGAGCGCUGCAAACACGACUGGUACCCGAAGCACAUCGAGGUCCAGCAAGAUGGUCCCAUCAUCACCGUGACUUUUAAUUUGGCCCCGCCAAACCUUGGCAUCAGAAGUUACUUCUGUUUGUGUUACGCAAACGGCAUGAAGAAAUACACAGAUAUCACACCCAAUUCCUCCAAAAACCAAACUUUCCACAGCUACCAGCUGAGUGGCCUUGAAGAAGGAACCAACUACACCUGUGAGAUUGCGGCAAACGAAAUCGACGCAGUGAGGAAGACCUUCAAAGUUCACAUCGGAGAUCUGAAUGCUCCCAUGUCCUCAGAGGCUCCCCCUCACACCCCCGCCGUGUCUGUGGUGCUACCACUGUGUCUGGCUGUGGUGCUCGUCAUUGGUGUCAUACUGGCUGCUAUUGUCUAUUGGAAAACCAAGGAGCACAGGAAGACACUCCACCUAAAACCAGAACUUUUUAUGCUACAUGAGAACAGGACCAAAGAGGAAGUUGUGUCAUUGCCCAAAACCCCACUGAUUCCUCCACGUCUACUGAUUUGCUACAGCAGAUAUGACGGUCCCGCCCAUGUUAAAGCCAUCAUGCACUUGGGAACCUUCGUACAGCAGCACAUGGCAACUCAGGUGCACCUGGACCUUUGGGAGAAUCUUAGCCUGUCUGAGGAGGGCAGCAUGUCCUGGCACUGCCGGCAGAUCCAAGAGUGUGACUUUGUCUUGGUGAUAUGUUCUCCGGGGCUCAGGCAAAGACACAACCCUGCAGGGUCAGCGAAGGAUGAGGAAGGUGACGAAGUAGCAGAUUUAGGGUUGAAUUUUAAAAGUUGCGAAGCAGUCGUUCAUAUUAUUGGAGAAGAAGUUGGCCGAGCCAAGGCCAGGGGGCAAGACCUGUCCAAAUACAUGACAGCCAUUUUCGAGUACUGUGAGGAAACGGACAUCCCCACAGAGCUGAGGCUGGUAUCUUGCUACAGACUGACAAAUGACUUACCGCUGCUCUUCUCCCACCUUCAUGGAGUGGCCCUGCACAGACCAGGAAGUUACCUGAAGAUAAACCACAUCACAGAGGAGGGCUUCUCAACCGUACCAUCAGGAGCUGCUCUGCAGUGGGCCAUACGUGAGGCUGGGACGGCCACGAAGGCAAAACGGGCAGCACACCGGGAAGGAAUAAGACCUAACCCAUGGAAUGUUUAAACCAACAUAAUGUAGUAUGGUGGCCCAGAAGGGUCAGUGAAAUAAAUAAGCCACAACAUUAUGACAAAAUCUAUAACAGAAGUAGAAAUGAAAGUAAAUGAAAAGGAAAUUACCUAAACAGCAGCAUAAAAUGGAAGCUGUGGUCAGCCAGAACUUGGAACUUAAACAGAAGCAAAUUAAUCAAUUAUGCUCAAAAUUUGGGGAAGUAAGAAAAUAUCGAUAUGGCAAUAUAUCGUGAUUUUUUCCCCCUGCAAUAUUGUAUCAAAAGCCGUGUAUCAAAUUUUUGGAAGAGUUUACAUGCAAACAUUUGUGUAUUUUUUUCUUUUAGUGCAAUUCAAACACCGGCCGCUAGUUGGCAGCGGUGUGCUGUAGGUUUUGUUUCCACCAUUGAAAUGUAAAUCCCUCUAUUGUGGUUCCGAUACCUCAUGUUAAACAUUUAACGUAUCAGUUUGGACUGUUUAUUGAAUAUUCCUACAAUAUAUUCAGUCUAAAAAAAUCGCCAAUAUCAUCUGACCGAAUGUAUCGCAAUAUAUCGUGAUGUAUUGUAUCAUGAUACGUAUCGUAUUGCCAUAAUUUCACCAAUACACAUCCCUACUCGAAAAGUAAGUGAACAGGAGAAAAUGGUGUUCAGGACUACGGUUCUUCAGUGGUGUUGUAGGUCCUGAACGCUGUUGUUUAAUGGACUAUUUAAAGUGUUAGCAUAAGUUCCUUUUAAGCAGUUCCAGCUAACCACUACUUCCUUUUUAUGCCCUUUUGUUUAGCUAACGUUGUGUUAUUGCUGUAGUCGUAGGAUUUCUGUUUGUGUUGCAGCUUUUUGUUUUGGUUUUGUGGCUUUUGUGUUUCAUCGAACCUUCUUACGGUAGUUCUCAUCUCCGUUCAGGAGACACGUUUAUCUGAACAAAACUAAAAACUAUGACUUUUAUAACAUGAUUUAUACAUCCAGUAAUAGAGCACAAAUAUAUUUUUGUACAUGUAAUUAAAGCAGCUACAUUUUCAAAUACUUAAAAACUGUUUAUGUGUACGGAAGAUGAUUUUAUUCAAAGCGUCUGUAUACGUCGGUUUGAAUGCAGCUAGGUGGAUGAAGUUUCUUGCCCAAGGACACAAUGGCAGAAUGACUCAUCCUCUCAUCACUGAAUGACCUAUUCGCUGCCAUCUUUAUUUACAGUAUUAGUCUUUAAAGUUAUACAUUCAGAAUGUUUUCUCUAAAUGAUGGCAUAUUUCACCUUUGUUUGUGUAAAUGUACCUAUCAUAUAGUUCUAUUCCUGUUAAAAAGGGGUCAUUCCUCCCCACCAUCGCCCAGUGCUUGCUCAGGAUAGCAGAUUGUAUUGAAAUGAAGAUUUGAUGCGAUCUGCUAGUUUCCUUCUUGGACAACCUUUCACUAAUUGUCAUUUUAUAAAACAUGGAAUCUGAUUAAAUCAUCUGGACCUGUUUUAUAUGAAUGGAACUUGUUGCUUUUUUAAAGCUUUGAUGGGAUUUUGUUGGUAAUUGCCUCUAUAUCAAAAAAAGAAUUUGAAUUGAGCCGUGUGAUGGACCUGUCGACCUGUCCGGAAAGCCCCCCACCCAUCGCCUGUUGAUGGAUGCAGAUGGACAUUAGCUUCCCACAACCAUAUGGAUGAAUGAGAAUGAGUGUUAUGUUAUACAGUUAGCAAAAUGAAGAAAUGUAAGGAUUAAAGUCAAACAAAUUUGAAAAUACUUCCAGAAUAAAGGCAAAAUCCUGAGAAAAGGGUCAAAACAAUAUCUCCGUUCAAAAAUGUUGAAAGUUGGUUGUUUUGAGGCCAGUAAGAGACCCCUGUUGCUCUGACUGUAUUUUUUUAGUCUUUAUUUUUAAUUAUUGUAAACCAGGGUUCUGAAUGUGCUUUUACUGAAUAAACCACAAAGACAUGGCAUUUUACUGAAUUUGAUAUAAUGACAUUAAGCCAAAGUUUUCCCAGUUAAAACUUAAUAAACUGUUUGGGGUGCAUGGUGGUAGCACUGUUGUCUCACAGCGAGAAGGUCAUAGGUUCAAAUCUUAGCCGGAGCUUUUCUAUGUGGAGUUUGCAUGUUCUCUGGGUUCUGCAGAUUCCUCCCACAGACCAAAAGCUUGCCUGUCAGGUAAAGGAACUACAUUGCUUUAUCUACAAUUCUAAGUUGCUUUGGAAGCAUCCACUAAAUAAAAUGGCAUAAACUGGU
Molecule: messenger RNA, 4248 nt
Organism: Nothobranchius furzeri (turquoise killifish)
Lineage: Eukaryota; Metazoa; Chordata; Actinopteri; Cyprinodontiformes; Nothobranchiidae
Product: interleukin-17 receptor D
Molecular function (GO): interleukin-17 receptor activity; protein binding
Source: RefSeq, a predicted model, not a curated record